AUGGCCGCUCAGGAGCCACCCGCUGGUGGAGAAGGGGAGCCGCCCCCAAAGGGCCAAGGACAGAGUGAGGCCCGCCAGGCGGAGAAGGAGGAGGCCUGGCUUACAAAAGUUCACCCUGGCUUGUGGUAUUGGAAAGAAGAAACUCAGACUCUUGAAUUUGUAAGCGCUCAGCCCAAGGAGGAACCCAAAGAAACUAAGGAGAAGACAAAGAAAGGUGGCAAGACCAUUCAUUUUCAGGAGCCUGGAGCAAAGCCACUGGAGAGGCCAAGUCCUAGUAUGUUCCGAGAUUUAUGUGCUCUAAGACCUCCUACCGUAGAGGACAAAUCACCUCGACUAGCGAAGCGGGGACAAAAUGAACUGAUCACAUUAGAAGAUGUUAAAUAUGCUGCUUUGUUCCUGGCCCAUGAAGAUGAAUCCUUUAAUGUCCCUUCUUUCUCCGUAGUUAUGAGGUGUAAGCAGCUAGAUGAUUUCCUUAUGGCUCUAUUGUACUAUAUCUCUUUUUAUCUGGAAAAGAUAGCCCUGGAGAUGAAACCCAAAUCUUUUAUGGGAAAGCCCAGUGCCCUGGAAAAGAAAGAGAUAAAGCAGAAUCAGAUUAACCUGGCCGUGACCAAAAAGCACCUGGCUGAGGUGUACUGCAUCCUUAUCCUUGGACUAGGAAUGUCGGAGCAACACCACAUGUCGUGUGGAAAGAGGAAAAUAUCAACAUCACAGAAAGACAGAGACUUCUUUGAGUGCUUGUACAGAUUUGCUGCUUAUGUGGCUUUCGUGACAUUCAGACAGAAGAACCUCAAGGAAAUCCAGCAAGAAGUUGGGAGAUUACUCCGCUCCAACAUAUUCAACCCAGCUCUGAGAGAGAAAACCAAACCGGAGGAGCUUUUAAAAAUUGCUGUUGGAAAGGAGGUGAAGAAAACCACUUUCGCCUACCGCAAGAGCACGGAUGCCAAGCAACCAGCCAUACGAAGUGUCAUGGAUAUACGGUCACCGGUGCUGAGCACUUUGCUGCCUAUGGCUAAAGACAGUGCCCAGUACCUUUUCCAGGACCAUUAUCUUCGUCCUGGCAAGACCACUCCGAGUUUUAGUCCUGAAGACCUGCCAGAGUUAUCCUCCAUUGUGACAGCAUCCAAGAUUGGUAUUAUCGGAGCGCCACGAAACAAAUUCAUCCCUCACACGCUCUUGCCUCUUGGGACCCAAGAGGACGAAGAGGAAGACACAGAAAGCCUGCAAACCAGGACAAGCACCACAUCCAUUAUUUCCCGAGAACUGACCAGUGCCCUGAGGAGCGCUCAGAGCAGUGGAAGCCGCCAGUCUGUGGUGAUUUCAAGGACUACCACAGAAGCAGAUUACUCCGAGAACCUCUAGUAGAGUUCAUAGGCUACCAUUAGGGCUACCUAAUGAUAGCCUUUUCUAUAUAUUCAAUAAAUCUCUUUCAACCUUCU
This is a messenger RNA of Pogona vitticeps (central bearded dragon), 1436 nucleotides long. Lineage: Eukaryota; Metazoa; Chordata; Lepidosauria; Squamata; Agamidae. The record is from RefSeq and is a predicted model, not a curated record.